Nylanderia fulva is the source of this 2128-nucleotide messenger RNA. RefSeq lists its product as uncharacterized. The record is from RefSeq and is a predicted model, not a curated record. NCBI's taxonomy places the organism in Eukaryota, Metazoa, Arthropoda, Insecta, Hymenoptera, Formicidae.
AGUGAGGGUGAACGUGAGGACCGCGUAACCGAAUAGGUUACCGCUGCUGCUGCUGCUGCUGUACCUCAUUCUGUAUCUGUUAUCUCGUCAUAGCUUCGCUGUGUCCCGGUGCGCGGCGAUCCUUUCCCUCGGUGGUUUCCUUUCUUUUUUUUUAAAUUAAUUAUUCGAUCGGUAGCGUCGCGUCUGACGUACGUGUAUGCAAAGUGCGUGUCGUAUCCGAUCACAUCUCGUCUCGCAAGGACAUGGCUUGUCAGUCCCGUUUUGUGGGAGAUGUUCACGCGCGAACUCGCCUGAUAGCUACAUUUUUCCCGGAUAACGUAUUUAAGCGCGUCUUAUUAUCUAUCUAUCUCGGAGCUCUCAAGGCCGCGAGCCAACUCGAACGCGAUUCACGCACAGCGACUCCCGGAAUGAUCGAUUAAUAAAACGGACGGGCUGUCUGCUAGCUGCUCCAAGAAAUGCCACGGUCAAGCUGGCGCCAUCUGUCGGCGAGUCUAGGGUUGGGUUGGAUGGGAUUCGCGGUUGGGUAACUGAAAAAAUUUACUUACGAUCGGUAAAGCAAAUCUCGGAUAGCUGACAGUUGACAGCCAUUUUUUCGCUAUUCCGGAUGUUUACGUCUGUCACACAUGUAUGAAUAUUUCUAAAUCGUCGUAUAUUUAUCAAAUACACAAGAUGAAUGUAAUAAAAAAUGCAAUUCUUCAUUAAUUUGAGCAAAAAGACAAAUUAAUCGAGUGCAAUUUUUCUCUCUCAAAGAAACACACCACUAUGACUUCAAAUAAUGAUAAAUUUGCGGAUGGCGUGGAAACAGAAAUCAUUAAAGGCGAAUUGGAUGAUGUUUUGGAAGAAAAACCACGAUCGAAAGGAAAAAGAAUACAGAAAAAACCUUGCUCAAAACUGUUAGCAUCAAGGAUCAUGAAACGUGAUGUACCACAAAUUACUGUAAAAUCUGCAUCUCUUCGGAUCGAGGAACUAGCACGACCAACAAAACAACGCGUGUUAAUCACUUUAAGAGAGAAAAUAUCGAUACUGCCACCAACAUUUGUAAAUAAUCUAAUUAAGAUCAUCGAGGCUGAAUCUUGUAUAACUCCAGAGGAAGCUGCGAGAGUCCUUCGCCGGAAGAAACGUACAAGGAAGAAGAUAUCACAAUUUUCACCACUUAUGAAGAAAUUGAUGAAAGAGAUUACCGAAGAUGCAACAAUGUUAGACAGGGAUGCGACAAUGUGUCAAUAUCUGAUGGCUGAACACUUUGUCAAGAGCAUUCUAGGACAUCGUUGUCAGACGCGAAAGAAGGAUAUUGAUGAAAUUACGACUGUGAUAUUGAAACGAUUAACAUCUCUUGACAGAUAUACGAUGGAUGCUCAAAAUGGUGAUCGAGCAACGCAACAGUUGCGCUUUUUAGCUGAUAUAAUAGCUUGCUGGAUAACUGAUAUACUUAACGAAGUUGCUCAAGUCCAUAAAGGAACUCUGGAAGACUAUUUUAAGAAAAGACAAAUGAAGAUGAUAGAAGCAUCUACAUCCAAAAAACAUACCACUGGUGCUGUCCGCAAGAAGAAUACAAUAAAAUUUGAGCUAACGGAAGAGCAAAAAGCUGAUAUAAAAGAAGCUUUUGAUUUAUUUGAUCCGGAUGGUACUGGAAAAAUUGCCACCAAAGAACUUAAAGUUGCAAUUAGAGCUCUGGGCACUGAACCAACAAAGGAAGAAUUAAAGAGACUUGUAGCGGAUGUAGAUCCAGAUGGUCUUGGCAAAAUAUCUUAUGAAGAAUUCUUAAAUAUAAUGACAGUGAAAAUGUCAGAGAAUGAUUCAAAAGAAGAAGUAUUAAGAGCCUUCCGUCUCUUUGAUGAUGAUGAUACAGGGAAGAUAUCUUUCAAAAACUUGAAAAGAGUCGCACAUGAAUUGGGAGAAAAUCUGACUGAUGAAGAAAUACAAGAAAUGAUUGAUGAAGCAGACAAAGAUGGAGAUGGAGAGAUAUCGCAAGAAGAAUUCUUGAAAAUCAUGAGAAAGGCAUGUUUAUAUUAAGUUAUUGAAGUAUAUAAUGUGAUUUUUUUUAAGUUAAAUAUAUGUUUUAUUGAUGUCCCUAAAGGAAAGACUGAUAUAUGUAUUAGCACAUUAUAUAUUUUUGUCACAAAUAUUU